Molecule: messenger RNA, 6087 nt
Organism: Aspergillus uvarum CBS 121591
Lineage: Eukaryota; Fungi; Ascomycota; Eurotiomycetes; Eurotiales; Aspergillaceae
Product: AP-1 complex accessory protein LAA1
Exons: 9
Coding region: 1-6087 (2028 amino acids)
Biological process (GO): retrograde transport, endosome to Golgi; intracellular protein localization; endocytosis
Cellular component (GO): membrane; endocytic vesicle; Golgi apparatus
Source: RefSeq, a predicted model, not a curated record
AUGUCUGCAUCCGAAAAUGCUACGUCUACUUCGUCCGCCGCCGAUAAUGCGGCUCCCCGUGCGGAGCUCGACAUCAGCAAGCUUCAUGCGCUCCCCUCCGAACAACAGGACCUCUACCUCCUCACAUUCACCUCGGACUUAGUCCAGCAUAUUUCGGGACUGGACAAGCCUCAGGUAUCGUCGCAGCAGAAAUUCUUGAAAAAGGAGCUCUUCAAGAUUCUCACCUUGCCGUCACCAACGAUCACCCGAGUCAUUCGCAACAACCUGGGACGCUGCUUCGGUGCUAUCUUCGGCAAGGGCGAUCGCGGGGUUCUUUUCGAGACAGUGACCGACCUGCUGGGGAUUCUGAAUGCGAGUAAAACUGAGGCAGAACUCAAAACCAAGUUCGCUGCAGCUCACUGCCUGGGAGAGGUAUUCGCGGUCGCCGGAGAGAGUGUCUUUGCGCAAUCCGGUGUAGUCGUGUCAAGCUUAUUGAAGCUACUCAAAGCCUCGAGCAACCAUACGGGAUGCCGUGGGUCAGUGUUUUCCGUGCUGCGGAAAGUAGUGGUUGGCUCUGGUGUUCCCGUCGACGAAGCUACAGCCCGAGACAUCUGGAAGCAAGCCCGCAAUGCCGCGACCGGGGACAAAUCGACGUUUGUCCAAGUCCACGCAUGUCGCUGCCUUGAACAGCUUGUGAACACGACUCCAUACUUCGAUAACGGGAAUGACUUUGAUCACUUAAAGGCCGUGGUUUGGAAGGCAAUUGACAGUCCCGUGGCCCCCGUUCGACACGCCGCUGCAGCCUGUCUCGCCCGUGCGUUAGCCAAACUGCAUGCGUCGGAUACUCGAAUCGCUUCUGUGCCGAAGCCUAAGAAAUCCAAAAGACUAUCACGAAAACCAACAGCGAAACCGACGGAAGACGACGAGGAGGCCGAGGUUUCAGAGUCGUCAACUACCAAGAAAGCAGAUACACGUCUAUUCUUUCUCCUUCCGGACCUCCUUCGCCAGCUUUCUACACAAUACCUCAAGAGCGCGACUUCUAAUCGAGCUCGCGCUGGCAUCGCUGUAUGCUAUAAACACGUCUUGCGCAUUCUAGGUGACAAGAUAAUUGAAGAUCGCUACGGCCAGAUCGCGACUCACCUCCUGUUCGAUCUAUUGAACCAUCCUACGGUAACGUACAACCGGUUCCGACUUCUGAUGACAAGGAAGUUUGUCAAAAGCAUUCUAGAAGAUACUGUUGGUCGUGAAUCGCUCCGAGAGACUAGCCAACUGAAUGCGGCUAAAUGGUUGAUCAACGAUGUGCUCAAAGAUUACCCUCAGGUGGUCCAGGAGCGGCGUGAGCCAAGCAAGCACUCUUUGACUAGCGCUCUGAGCGCACUUUCUUCUCUGAUUGUAUCCCUUGGUUCUGCAUUUGCUACUCUCGCUGAACCUUGCCGUGAGGCUUUGCUUCAGGUUCUGUCUCACCCCAGCUACACCGUCCAAAUACAUGCAGCGCAUUGCUUGCGCAAUUUCGUUCUCGCCUGCCCGCAUCAAUUGCUGUCCUGUGUCACCAUCUGUCUGAAUACCUUGAACAGAGAAGUUGGCCAAUUGGGCACUCCUCGACAGUCGCCGCGUCGAUGUGUUGGUUAUGCCAAUGGUCUUUCGGCCAUGCUAAGUACAUCUCGACUGCAACCUCUGUACGGGUCUGUUGAUGUGUUUUCCCGUGUAUUUACUCAAGCAACCGAACUUCUGAAAACCAGCAGCAACUCCGAGUUACGUGCCGCCUGUACGCAAAUACAAGUCGCUUGGAUCUUGAUUGGAGGUUUAAUGCCCCUCGGGCCGAGCUUUGUCAAAAUACAUCUAUCGCAGUUGAUGUUGCUUUGGAAGAAUGCACUUCCACUUCAUCUGAGUAAGGAAAACUCGACUCAGCGUGGAGUAUUGGAGAUGAGCUUUCUUGCGCAUGUCAGGGAAUGUGCUCUAGGCGCACUACUGGUCUUCAUGGAGUUCAAUAGCAAAUUGAUCACAGCGGACGUUGACUUUCUCGAAGACCUUCCGCGGCAAAAGUCCUUGCACGAUAUCGAAACGAUGGUCCGACGACGUGUUCUGCAUCGUGGCGACGUCAUCUCUCAAUCUAGCCUGUUGAGUCUAGCAAUUUCCUCUUUCGCAGACCCCGAUGCUGCACAGGCAGGUCCUCUGGAAAGCUCGAUUGCAGCCUCAUCCGCGCAAUUCGACACCUUAUGGGAUCUCUGCGAUAACUACGGGUUUGGGGUGACGGGUAUCACCCGUGAUUAUGUUCGCGCGGCGCUUAAUGGCAAGAACGACAAUGAGAAUGGGCCAUCAUGGUCGGCAGUCGAUUCGGUAGAUCAAAGUAUCGAUGACGCCUUGACGUUCCCAAUCUUUCCUGCAAGCGAACACGACUCGGUCCUGCUCUAUUCAUCGAGACAAGGAGAUUGCCUUGUGGCUGAUCCACACGCAACUGGUGUCGUAAAUGCGGCCAUCGAUCUCUUCUCCGUGGCUAUUUCAUUGCACGCCCCUAAGGUUCAGGAAAGCAGUGUAGAGCAGAUUGCAACAUAUCUCGCGUCGCCCAGCCUUCAGCGAAACCCUGGCCGCAAGGCUGCUAUGGUAGUCAACGUUGCUGUGGCGCUUCUCCAUGCCCUCAAAGUCUCGGUCAAGGAAAUUGGCCCCGGAGCUGGGAGACUCAACCCCGCCACUGAUAAAGUCCUACAAGAGCUUGUUCAGAAAUUCGUCACUGAUCCCGACCUAAUCGUCCGAACAGUCGGCGCGGAGGCGCUUGGACGGCUGUGCGAGAGCUCCGGCAACGCCUUCACAAAUACACAAAUUAAUUGGCUUGUGGAUAAGAUUGUUGAAAAUAGAGAGCCUAAUGCCCGCGCUGGUUGCGCUGCUGCUUUAGGUUGCAUUCAUUCCCAGGUCGGUGGUAUGGCAGCUGGUCUGCAUCUCAAAACCAUCGUUGGCGUCUUAAUGUCUUUAUGUAACGACCCUCACCCAGUGGUCCACUUCUGGGCUCUGGGUGGUCUAGAACGAGUUGCGAACUCCGCGGGGUUGACAUUUUCGCCUUUUGUUUCGAGUUCUCUCGGAAUGCUCGCUCAGUUGUACAACGCGGAUACUCACAAUGAAGAGGCAGCUACCCUGGCUACAUCCAAUAUUGAGAUGACCUUCCUCACUCCUGUCCUCAUCAGUCGCUGUGUUGACUCGCUAAUCAAUGUGCUGGGACCUGACCUCCAAGACAUUGCGAAGACGCGAAACCUUAUCCUCACCCUGCUCAGGCAAUUCCAGCUGGAGGACAACUCGGCCCUGGUCACGGAGAGUUCAAAGUGCCUGGAUCAUCUGUCACUAUAUGCGCCGACAUACGUCGACUUCUCUGGAUAUGUCAAACGUUUGCAGGUUGAGCUUUCUGCUGAUAAUCCUCUUAUGAGGGACGUGGCUAUCCGAGGCCUUAGCAACCUGAUGAAAAGAGACGCCGCUUCUGUUAUCCGCACCGCCACUCCGGCGCUUGAAGAGGAAAUCUGGCUUGCGUUUGACGAUACGCCUGAAAAUCCAAUUCUGAAGGGCAUGAUCCAAGAUUGGAUGCAACAGACAGCGCUCGAAGAGACGGAGCUCUGGAUUCAGCGCUGCCACAAUACCUUGACCAAGACGCGCGUCAAAGCGGAAGAGCCGCCUCUUACGUCUGCUGUGAAGCCAUCGGCUAACGAUAUGCCGGAUGACGAGGUUGCAGGUUUUGCGUCUGCCAUUGCUGGAGCCGGACAGCCCGAUGGGGCCCAUGACGCAGUAUCCGGACAGGAACUGCUAAAAUGGCAAACUCGAAACUUUGUUAUGAGUUGUCUGAGUGAGCUCCUGUGUAUCGUCCAGGAGGCUAUCCUGCCAGACCAAGCCAUUCCCGCUGAACUUGCUUUACAGCAGAAGGUCGGAGACAUUGUCAGGAUGGCGUUCUCGGCCUCUACAGCAAAUGUGAUAGAGCUCCGGAUCUGGGGACUGAAGAUUAUCGACCAGGUCCUAAGAAUGUUUGGAAAAACUCCAGACCCGGACUUCACGGAGGCGUCUCUCCUUGAGCAAUAUCAGGCCCAGAUUGGAUCGGCUCUGACCCCGGCGUUUGCUGCUGACUCGUCUGCCGAACUUGCAUCUGAGGCCAUCAAUGUCUCAGCAACAUUCAUUGCGACAGGCAUUGUGACGAACGUAGAGCGAAUGGGCAGGAUUCUGAAACUUCUGGUUCUUGGCCUUGAGAAUUUCUCUAAUAAUCUGGAUACAACCGAAAUCGGCGAACUGAAAGGGCUCAAUUCCAAUGCCAGGGUCAUGGUCAAAAUGGCGUUGUAUUCUGCCUGGGCACGGCUGCAGAUUGCUAGUACCGAGCAAGAAUAUCUGAAUGAGGUCGUUCAGCCAUACCUUACCAAGCUUACGCCCCUCUGGCUCUCCUCUCUUCAGGAAUACGCGCGGUUGAGAUUCGAGCCAGAUAUUUCGGGAAGUCUGGGCACAGGACCAUUAGGGGGCGACUUGGACGAAGUGUACGCUGCACUGAACCGCGAGACACUUUUGAAGUUCUACCAAGAUUCCUGGUUGAACCUUGUUGAUGCAAUUGCUGGGUUGGUCGAAAAGGAUAUUGAUUUUGUUUUUGACGCGUUAGACGGCAAGUCUGAUCUUGAAGAGUCGAAAAAGUCGGAUGAGGAUGAACAGGAUGCGCCGAAAGGAGAAAUCGGAAGCAAAGGCCACGAUAUCAAUUAUCGCGACGAGCCUGUCGCUUUCUUCUUCGUUCUCUUUGGUCUUGCAUUUGAGGCUUUGGUUGACCAGUCCACCACCCCGUCACAAAGACUGGAAAUUCUCCAGGCCCUCAAGAGAAUCCUACGACCAGUGAUCUCCGGCAACGCAAUCUACCAGGACGCUAUCUUCUCGGAGACAAUGGACUCACUUGAUCGCCUCGCUCUGACUGAAGGCACCCCUAUACAGAACGUGAUCGUGGAAAUUGCACGCAACCUCUCUUUAGACCAUCCGUCAGCAAAGGGAAGCGAGGGUCGAGAUGACCAUCUUUCCGAUGACAUCGAACAGCUUUUCGAGUUGACGAGAAGCAUCAUCCUUGUCCUUGCGGGACUACUACCUAACUUGCGCGAGUCCACGCCUCUCGCACGGUUCAGUGUGGGAUCAGAAGACGCUUUGUCGCUCAUCCGGCUCUCCCUCUCCUCGCUGGUCAAUGUCGCCUCGAUAUUCCCUUCCAUUAUACGCAAUGACCUCAACGCAUGCAUCCUACAUAUCUUCAGCACAAUUCUAGCGACGGGGCUAUGCCAAGCUGAGGUAGUCCCCCAAGCUCUGCCCACAUUCAAACAUUUCAUCAGCAGCGUCAGCAACAACCGGGACUUUGGGCCAGACGACCCCGAGAACCUGGCCGUUGUGUCUCGCCAGUUACGCGGUUGCCUGACUCGUUUCCUCGCGACGCUGACCAUCGCCCAACGGCGAGAGUCCGAGUCGUCGUUACCCUGCGCGAAGAAUACGCUUUUGGCAAUCGCUAUCCUGCUCACCACCGGCGGUCACCUUAUCCCACCGCACGACCCAGUCAUCCCCUGCGUCCUAGACGAACUACUCGACUGCCUCCAGGACGUCGGUCUCGCCAACGUCGCCGCGGGCUGUAUCCGCUCCAUCCUCCUAACCUCUUCUUCCAAGUCUACCACCAGCGAAAGCAUCGCCCGCUACCUCACCCCGCGCCUCAUCGGCUUCUACGUCGGGUGCCCCAAAGAGAACGGUGACGUGGCCAACGACCCGGAGAACUCUAGAACUAUCACCGCGCGCACCCUGAUCUCCUGCGUCACGACCGCCGUCUUCUCCGCAGACGCCACGCCCACUGCCAUGUCCCUCGUCAUGUCUGCCCUCCUCGCCCGCGCUGACCGCGAGGGCCCGGCCGUGUACACCGAGACAUCAGCUCACCUGCUCGAGCUCGCCAAAGCCAAUCAAGCCAUCUUCCGCGCAUUGGUGUCCACCAUGCAACCCGCCCAGAAGACCCUCCUCGAGGAUAUCCUGCGCAGUGCCGACGCGACCUCCGGCGCGGGGACCAAGCAGGGCCGCGACCGCGCAUACUCGGACCAUGAACAACAGAGCAUGCCCAGUAUUGCCCUGCGGAUGGACUUUUAA